ACGGUCCUCUCCCUCCCACUGGCCCAAACGUGUGACAGCCGCUGACUAGAGGGAGUCGGCUGUCGGAGUGUACCUAUUUGCCAGGAUAUGGGCGCCGAAAGUUUCUUCGACAAGAUCCUACUGACUUAGGGCGGUAACGGUAUUCACAGGUUGGGAAGGGGCGGUGGGAGGAGCGGAGAAGCUCUGAACCAUGCUAGCGAACUGUGAUGAGGCCCGGUUUUCCGGGGACGCGGUGGGCGUCUGCGCUGGAGGUGUGUCUUGUAACAGACCGAAAACUACAUUUCCCGGCAUGCUUGUGGUGCCAGAACUACCUUUCCCGAAAGCCUGAGCGAAGCUCAUCCGGUCUUGCGUCUCCUCCCGCCCACCAGAAAACACUGAGGACAUGUGGAGUCGUUGGGCCUGGCGGCUCCUGAGCUCUAAAGACAACCGGGGCUGCUGGGUUUCGACCCCCCGCCGGCCUUUCUCACCGGUCCUGCAGAGAGAUUUCUUUACCACCAUAAACAAGGAAGGAUAUGAUAGGAGGCCUGUGGACAUAACUCCUUUAGAACAAAGGAAAUUAACUUUUGAUACUCAUGCAUUGGUGCAAGACUUGGAAACUCAUGGAUUUGACAAAACACAAGCAGAAACAAUUGUAUCAGCAUUAACCACUUUAUCAAAUGUCACUCUGGAUACUAUCUAUAAAGAGAUGGUCACUCAAGCUCAACAGGAAAUAACAGUACAACAACUAAUGGCUCAUUUGGACUCCAUCAGGAAAGACAUGGUCAUCCUAGAGAAAAGUGAAUUUGCAAAUCUUAGAGCAGAGAAUGAGAAAAUGAAAAUUGAAUUAGACCAAGUUAAACAACAACUAAUACAUGAAACCAGUAGAAUCAGAGCAGAUAAUAAACUGGACAUCAACCUAGAAAGGAGCAGAGUAACAGAUAUGUUUACAGAUCAAGAAAAGCAACUUAUGGAAGCAACCACAGAAUUUACAAAAAAGGAUACCCAAACAAAAAGUGUUAUUUCAGAGACCAGUAAUAAAAUUGACACUGAAAUUGCUUUCUUAAAAACACUGAUGGAGUCUAACAAACUUGAGACAAUUCGUUACCUUGCAGAUCCUACGGAACACUACCAACCUGGCAUCACUUCAAAAUUAAUUUUCACCCUGAAGUUUUUCAGACCACUUGGGUGGUGUGAAUUCAGGCUGUAAUCCUCUAGGAAUUGGCUUAUGGUUGUGAAUUCUGAAGAGAUCGGUACGUUACCUUGUCAUUUGUUUAGCUAUAAACAGUAAUCUAUAGCAUAAAGUAGUCAAGAUAACCGGUCUAUAUGUUCAGAGGCUUUCCAACUAAUUUUCUGCAAGGAUCUGUUGAGUUGUUUUCUUUCUUUUCUUUUUUUGUUUUGUUUUCAAAACAAACUCUAUUUUAACAUUAUUCUGCUGCAUUCUGUUUUGUUUUUUUACCUCAGAAUCCUCUUACCUAAGAGAGUUUUUGCAUACUAUAGAUAAAUUUGUUGAGUUGAUAAAUAAGGCACCAUAUAUGUUAAAACACACUGUAACAAACUACAAUGCAUUUGUUCACUCAACCAGUAUGACUGCCUGCUAUGUGACAAACAGCAUGCCAGUCCUCAUGUGCAUAAAGUGAGCAUAGUGUCACACUCAUGGAAGUGACAAUUUUAGUGGAGAAGAGAGACAUUAAACUAAUAUCAUUGGUUUGGUAACAAUUUAAAAUAUGCUACUAAGAGGGACUGCUUCUUUCCUCCAUGUGAAGGAACCUCCAGUAGCAUAACAUUGUCAUCAUCACUCCAUCCCCUCAUUCACUCUGCUCUAAGGGAGGUAAAGUGACUUAGUCAUUGUAAAUCUGGAAGGUGAAGUAAGGCCCAAAUAGCCCAACUACUUCCUUCCCAUUCCCUCACUCCUGCUUGUGACCAGCCUGUCUGCAGAAAACAUUGAUUCUCUCUGCUCUGCUCUCAUGUGAUCAAGCUCUGCCUCUGCAGGGUGAGACCUUCCCCAGUAUAGCAAUGCUUGAGGUGGAAUAAAUCUAUCCAAUCCUAGAAGCUCAGUGGGCUGAGGAUGGUAAUUCCUGCAAGUUACCCUGUACUGUUUAAAGAGGGGAGGGGCCCUUGGUUCCAGGAACUUCACACCCCUUCCCAGAAAUCUUCUGAAUAAUACUCUGCUUAACAUAAAACUAAACAGAAGAUAUAAGACCCUAGAAACUCACAGAGGGCUAUUCUGUCUUACUCUAAGAGAUAACUGCUGCUCUGCCUUCUGUUUGUAACUUCAAUAAAAUUGAUUUUGCUUUACUCGGUCAGCUCACUCUUGAAUUCUUUCAACCCUCAAGCUAAGAACCCACUGGGCUUUCAGGGCAGACCCCAGUUUAGAGGUCAGCUUUCCUAUAUCAUUAAGACUAGGCAAGAGUCAAUAAAAACACUGCACCUUAUUUGUAAAACAUUUCAAGGCUUUUAUGAUGCCCAUUUUGUCAAAUUUUAGAUGUGUACCAUUUUAAGUUAAUUUUUAAAGCAUAUUUUUUAAUAUAAAGAAUAAGUGGAAAAGGCUCUGGUCACUGUCAUUGAAAUUAAUGACCAUCAUUUGAAGAAAAAUAGCAACCAUUUACUAUAUGACAGAAAAUAAACUAGGUAAUAGGUGUCAACAAGCCUGUUUUUCACACUCUCCUAAGAAGGAGAUAUUAUCCUGAUUUUACACCUGAACAAACAAGCUUAGUGAAGGCAAGAUCACCCAGCAAGUAAGUCACAUGGACUCAAGUCUUUAAAUCUUGUGCUGUCACUCAAUAUACUAGUAAUCUCCAACUUGAGUACUCAAGACAUGCAUCUCCUGAGUCUUAGGAACAAAAAUAACUUAAGUCUCUUUUUAACAUCAUUUUCACUCCUGUUUUUUGUGUUUUAUUAAUGUAACAACCCUAUUCUGGUAUUUCCUUCCUCACUGGGAAAGAAACUAGAGAAAACUGGAGCAAGUAUAACACUGUUUCCAAGCUUGGGAUUAAGUUUUUCGCUUUAUCAGUUUAAAAGGAAAAGUAAGGCUGUGUGUACUCCCAGAAGAUAAGGGAAACCUUAUUUAGAAUUCCAGCAGCAGUUAAGAGAAUUCAGACUCUUAACUUUUCCUGCCAAGGUUAGAAUCCUGGGUCUGUAUUUGUCAUCCUAGACACAAGUACUUAAUCUCCACCUAUAAAAUACACUUAGCUUGUAAUGGCUAUUGUGAGAAUUAAGAGACAGUAAAGGACUUGGCAUAGAUCUCACAUGAAGUACCCAAUAAAUGUUCACAACUAUUAUUACUAUAGUUUGAAAGCCUAUUGGAAACCACAGAAAAACUAACAGUAUUGAAUAUGAGAGUUAUCAAAAGGACAAGCCAUUUUUUAACCCUAGUUUAUAGACCUUUGACCAGGUAAACUGGUCUCAGCAAUCAAAUGUAGUCAUGUCAGGUCAAACUAGUCCCAGUGAUACUGGAUCAAAUGGACUUUAGCAUCCAUGUAAGGUGCAUCUAGGGUCCAGGUGGGCAUUCUGGUGUAUGGUGAGGAGGCAGCUGCCAGUGAAGCCCAAAGCUAGUGAUCAGAUCUUCAGGGGGAAACAGAAGCUAGAUAACUGCCCCCCAAGACAGUCACAAAUAUCUGCUAACUCUUGAAGGGAAGAAAGGAAAAGAGAUGGUGAGGCUAGGGGAAAAGAGAAAAUUCAAGUCACAACUGAACUAAAAUUCGUUUUUGGUCAGUAUAGUACAACUAAUCUUGGGGAGAAAAGGAAAAGAAUUAUAAAGCCGUGUGUUCCUUACCCUGUCCAAUCUGCCUCUUCUCUACAUUCCUUUCUUUAAAAGCUCACAAGACAGAACCGGUUGAAUUCUGAAGCAGAUUAUUUAAAUGAGUAUCCUUAGCAAGCACACCUUUUUUUUUUUUUUUAAGAUAGUUUAAUUUUGUCACCCUCUGUAGAGUGCAAUGUUGUUAUGGCUCACAGCAACCUCAAACUCCUGGGCUUAAGCAAUCCUCUUGCCUCAGUCUCCCAAAUAGCUGGGACUACAGGUGCCGGCCACAAUGCCUGGCUAUUUUUAGAGCCAGUCUUAAACUCCUGAGCUCAAGCAAUCCACCCACCUCAGCCUCCCAGAGUACUAAGAUUACAGAUUUGAGCCACCACAUCUGGCCUAAGCACACAUUUCUUGCCUUUUACAAGACCUCUGUUUCAGGGUUUGGUGGCAGGGGGAGGGGAAGAGGAAAGGGGCAUUGAGACAGAGUCUCACUGUUUCGUUCUGAAUAGAGUGCUGUGGCAUCAUAGCUCACAGCAACCUCAGACUCUUAGACUCAAGUGAUCCUCUUGUCUCAGCCUCCUGAAUAGCUGCUAUUAUAGGUGCCUGCCCAACAUCUGCUAGUUGUUCUAUUUUUAGCAGAGAUGGGGUCUCACUCUUCUCAGGCUGGUCUCCUGGAGCUCAAGUAAUCUACCCACCUCAGCCUCCCAGAGUGUUAGGAUUAUAGGCAUGAGCCACCGUGCCCAUAGAGUUUCACUUUAUAUAAAACUUUCCUCAACGAGAUACUUGAUUGCUAACCAUAAAGUUCUUUUCUAAAACUUAAUGGUCUUAAGUUGCAGUUUCUUCUAAUUCUAGGUGCUUUUUAAAAAUUAAGUCAUUUGAAAAAUUAAAAUUAUACAUAUAUACGUAUAUAUAUAUUCUACAUUAAUAGUGAAUGGUACUUUCUAGAAAUUGAAAGAAACAUUAUGGAGCCAGAGUAGUUUUUUUUUUUUUGUUUUUUGGGGUUUUUUUUGAGACAGAGUCUCACUAUGUUGCCUUUGGUAGGCAGAGUGCCAUGGUGUCACAGCUCACAGCA
Nycticebus coucang (slow loris) is the source of this 4790-nucleotide messenger RNA. RefSeq names its product coiled-coil domain containing 90B (gene CCDC90B). The coding region runs from base 383 to 1186 and encodes 267 amino acids. Gene Ontology annotation, cellular component: mitochondrion. The record is from RefSeq and is a predicted model, not a curated record. NCBI's taxonomy places the organism in Eukaryota, Metazoa, Chordata, Mammalia, Primates, Lorisidae. The transcript is spliced from 9 exons.